Messenger RNA from Stylophora pistillata, 4910 nucleotides. RefSeq names its product fibroblast growth factor receptor 1-A. Gene Ontology annotation, biological process: cell surface receptor protein tyrosine kinase signaling pathway; positive regulation of kinase activity; multicellular organism development. Gene Ontology annotation, cellular component: signaling receptor complex; neuronal cell body; plasma membrane. Gene Ontology annotation, molecular function: transmembrane receptor protein tyrosine kinase activity; ATP binding; axon guidance receptor activity. NCBI's taxonomy places the organism in Eukaryota, Metazoa, Cnidaria, Anthozoa, Scleractinia, Pocilloporidae. The record is from RefSeq and is a predicted model, not a curated record.
UGUGAUGGGAGCAGAGCACUUGUGAGGGAAUGUAACAACAUCUCCAGCUGCCAUGAAGUAUUUCCACUACGUUUUACAACGGAGAGGAAGCCAUCACGUGGUAAAAUGGAAAUCUACAGAAAUAGUAGCUGGCAAAAGCUUUGCACCAGUAACUGGAAUAAAGUUGAAGAAGACUUGACUUGCAUGGCAAUGGGAUACUUUAACAGCGGUGACUAUGGUAGAUGGUAUGAAGACAGAAACAAUGAAUCAGAGACUUCUAUAAACUACAAUUGUACCACCAUUCUGAGAAAAUGUGAAGACCACUUUUCAAAAGAAUUGCAACUCUGCAAAGUUCCCGUUCGCUUGAAUGGUGCAAAUGUAGAGUAUGGUGGAAGAGUGGAAGUAUUUUAUAAAGGGAAUUGGGGAAAAAUAUGUACCAGUGAUUGGGAUUUCAAUGAUGUCAAAGUUAUUUGUCGUCAACUUGGCUUUCAAGAGGCCCUUGCUGAGUUCAUUGGCUCAAAUGUGGAGAAUGAGAACAUUAGUACAGUAAUGUUUGAUGUUUCUUGCACUGGAAAUGAGGAAGAACUUGCAUCUUGUGCUCGCUCUGAUGGAAAGUUUAAUGUCCCAAGUCAAUGUCAAGGAGAUGGCAAAGGUUCUCAAGCAUUGUGUCAACCAAAGAACAAACAAGUAUUGGGGAAAGAGAAACUUUUCUUUGAUAUUGGUAACAAAGAAAAUCUUUACUGCUCAAUACUUAACAAAACCAGUUUUGCAAGGUGGAUUAUUAAUGGUAAAAAGAUGCAAAAUAGAACUUCUCCUUCUGAGAGGGUCCAGACCAAAAAAGAUGGUGAGCUGGUCAUAGAAAAUGUGCAGUUGUCUGAUGGAGGAACAUAUGAAUGCUACAGAUUGGAAUAUGUUCAGUAUUACACAGUUUACAUUAAUGCAAGAUUCACUGAAAACACUCAAGACGAGCAGAGCCUUGUUGCUUACACAUCUGGUAUCAUAAACUGUAGUGCUGAAGGAAUACCACCUCCACUGAUAACUUUGAGCAAACAAGGAAGAAUUUUAUUGGUUAAUGGGGGAGGAUUUGCUCAAAUUACCAGUGGCAAUCUACGCAUUAGUCUUGUACAACCAGGAGACAAUGGAACAUACAUCUGUACCAUGAAACAGAAUAAAGGACCAAAUAGGGUCACAAGCACACCUAAGAACAUACUUGUGUCUGUUAUAGUUCGACCAGAGGUUAGUGUUUCAGGAGCAAGCAAUUUCAUCAUUGAAGGAGAAAAUGUGACUUUGACCUGUAAAAUCAUUCAAGGUCAACCUCAACCACAGAUAACCUGGUUUAAGAAUAACGAAUUGAAAGGAAACACCAUGUCUCUCUCCUUCAAUGAUAUAAAGAAGGAAGAUGCAGGACUGUACACCUGUGAAGCAAAAAAUGUCGGAGGCAGUUCCACUGGAAAUAUUAAUAUUACAGUUAAAGUUCCACCACAUUUAAAUCCUGACCUCAAGAAUCAUGCAGUUCCAUUGAACUCCACUUUUAUAGCAACUUGUUAUGUAAGGGGUGAUCCUCCAGUAUCUGUCAAUUGGACCAAGGAUGGAAAAGCUCUUGGUCACAACAACAAAAUAGUCAUUAAGCCUGUAACUUUUGAUGAUGAAGGUAUCUAUAAAUGUACUGCUUACAAUCGGGCUGGAAACAAUUACACCUCCUUCUCGAUAAAUGUAACUGUGUCCCCUCAGAUUUUAUUGUCUCCAGUAAACCAAUCUGUUAUUGAUGGACACCCUGUCAACUUUACUUGCCGUGCUUCAGGUGUUCCAACGCCAAAAGUGACCUGGACAUUUGAUGAUAAUGAACUUCCGUUUGGUAUUAAUCAAACCAAUUUUGAGAGAGACUCAUUCGUGGAAUCAUUCCUAGAAAUGCCACGAACAACAAAGGAAAUGAAAGGAACAUACAAGUGCACAGCAAAAAACCAAGCAAAUUCAUUAAGUUCUUCAGCAACACUUGAAGUUUUUGUACCACCACAUUUAAAUCCUGGACUCAAGAAUCGUUCAAUUACAUUGAACUCCACAUUUACAACAACUUGUUUUGUAAGGGGCGAUCCUCCAGUAUCUAUCAAGUGGACCAAGAAUGGAGAAGCUCUUGGCAACAACAACACGUUAAUUAUUAAGUACGUGACUUUUGAUGAUGAGGGUUUCUAUGAAUGUGCCGCUGAAAAUCUGGCUGGAAAAGCUAGCACCUCCUUCUGGAUUGCAGCUACUGUGUCUCCUAGGAUUUUAUUGUCUCCAGUAAAUCAGUCUGUUACUUAUGAAGACCCUGUCAACUUUACUUGCCGUGCUUCAGGUGUUCCAACACCAAAAGUGACGUGGACGUUUAAAGGCGGUAAACUCCAAUCAGGUAUUAAUAAAAAGAAUUUUGAGCGGGACUUAUUCGUGGAAUCAUUCCUGGAAACACCGCGAACAAAAAAGGAAAUGGCAGGAACAUAUGAGUGCACAGCAGAAAACAAAGCAAAUACAAUAAGUUCUUCAGCAACACUUCAAGUUUUUGAAAAACCAACUGCGGAAUUGAUUCCAAAACCAUAUCCAACCCUCACUUCAGGUAAUGAGCUGAGGUUAACUUGCAUUGCCAACGCAGCAACAGUAAAUAUCACUUGGAAAAAAAAUGGAGACCAAAUAAAGAAGAGAGCCGACAUCUUUACGCGACUGAAUGAGACAAAAAGUUACCUGGUUAUUGCAAAGGUUGUGGAGGAGGACAGUGGUGUAUAUUCCUGUGAAGCUCGUAACAGACUAGGAAAUGUGGCCCGCUCCACUGUGACAAUAACUGUGAGGGUGAGGAGUCCAUCCCUGGUGUGGUAUUAUAUUGUUGGAUCAGUGGCUGCUGUCAUUGUUAUUUUGCUCGUAUGCUGGUAUUUUUGGAAACGUCGAAGGACAGCUGUUGCUAUGCCUCUUCCUAAUCAAGGGCAGGCAGUUGAGAUGGAGCUGUCGAAUAUAGAAGUGGACGAAUGGGAGGUUGAAGUAAACCGUGUUCUGCUUCAAGAGGUCAUUGGGCGUGGGUCAUUUGGAGCAGUGUGGAGAGCUCUUCUUAGUUCUCCAAAUGGGAGGCCUGGAAAUCGCACAGUUGCUGCUAAAUGCUUCACACCCACUGCAGGGGAGGAAGGAAGGAAAUGUUUGAUGAGAGAGAUCGAGUUGGGAAAAAUUCUCGGUGAAAGCAAUCAGCCAAAUAUAGUGAAGUUCAUUGGCUGCGUCACUAGACAAGUUCAUCCAAUCCUUAUCAUGGAAUACUUGCCAUGCGGUGACUUGCUUGGCUACAUGAGAAAAUGCCGGGGAAUUAAGGAUCGGUAUUAUCUUGGAGAAGGAAGAGCUCAAGCUUUGAACAACUAUGACCUUGUGCUAUUUGCCAAACAAAUUGCUGCUGGUAUGGUAUUCCUUGGAUCAAGAGGAAUAAUCCACCGAGACCUGGCAGCUCGAAACGUCCUCCUUGAUAAUAACUAUGUGUGCAAAGUGACCGACUUUGGCAUGGCAUAUCAAAACUUCAAGUAUGGUCAUGGAAAUGCCAAAAAGGGCUGUUUGCCAAUUAAAUGGACUCCACCUGAGAUUUUGUUGGGAAAUCUUGCUGGACUUUCCACCUUGAGUGACGUGUGGUCUUACGGAAUCGUUCUGUAUGAGAUAGUUACCCUUGGAGGAAUUCCAUAUGACGGAUGGUCAGAAGGCAACGUAGUUGCACAGGUCACUCAUGGAUACAAACUUCCAAAGCCCGAUCAUGUUGAUGAUAAACUUUAUGCUAUAAUGAAAAGAUGCUGGAAUUUUAACCCCGACUUCCGUCCUCCCUUUGAAAACCUUCGCAGAAGAAUGGAUACCUACCUUCGUGAAGAGACAUAUCUGCAGCUGCUCGACAUGGGAUCUUAUGACACGACCAAAUACUCCAAAGUUGAAGAUCUCGGAGAUGAAGAUGCCGAGCCAACAGUACGAGCUACAGGGAGCGCAGUGGCAAAGCGAUUGGGAAAAUGGGCCAGCGACCGUCGUUAGACGCUGCCAUUUUGAAUACUGCUUAGGAACCCGGCCGCUAGGGUACAUUUCAGACACUUUGUAGUAAAUCAAGUACUAGAAAAUGUGUAUUGAUUAUAACUGUGAUAAUUCAAGGGUUUCAUCGCGUUAGAAUAAAUGAAAGCUGUGUCCUUAAUAGCAAACGUUUAUGUCAGUUUUUUCUUAAGUUGCAAUUGAUAAGCAACUCAAUUUCGACUCAGCUGAUUAAGUUAGGAUUAAAAAAGAGAGGAAUAAUAAAUUAGAAAACAGCUCGUUUAUGUAGAUUUCUGUAUCAGACAAACUAUUUACUCCUGUUGUACGUGAAACAAUAGAAAGAUUUGUCAGCAAUUAUUCUAAUGAAGUAUCCCCUGUUGGUGAUAAAGACUUAUCAAGAUAUUUAGUAGUUUAGUAUUGAUUUAGUCAUGGAGCAUAAACUACAACUAAUAUAUUUACCUUUCAAUUAAGUGUCAUUUAUCGACAAGAUCAUUUAUUGGGUGACAUAUCUUGUAAUGUAAUAUUGCAUGAGUCGUAAAUUCUUUAAAUUUUGUGUCGUUGGUAUCGGAAAACAACCAAGUACAUUGUUACUGACGUAUUUAACAUAACUGUUUUGCUGUUGUUAAAAAGCUUUUUCAUAAACGGAGAGAACCAUCUCAAUAGAGUGUUACUUAAAUCAAAUUAAUCGUUUUCCUUUUGUUUUCGACUCGUACAAGAAACUAAAAGCGCUAUUCAGAAGUGUUGGAGCUGAUAGGAACACCUUUGUCAUGAUUAAAUGGUCCGCCUAUUUAAAAAUGGAGAUUUUGUCCGAGCAAGGACGAGCGUUUUUUCCUGUACAUUGUGGAAACACACUAAGAUUUUUUUUAAAAUAAUGUUAAACACUCUAUAUAAUAUCUGCAAUAAAAGAGGCAUAUCGUAUGACACUU